UGUGUGCACUGUAGAGCUUCUGCUGUCAGUUAGAGUGCUUGUACUACCGCUGAUACCUGUCGCUCCGAAAAAAAUCUAUAUAAAAGUGUACAGCAUUCAUAAUUUCUUCUUUAUUUGUUGUCCAAAGGUGCUACACAAGAGAGUGCUGUUGCUGCGACAACAAACAAGAAGCGUCGGAUCCACGAAAAGCGAAUCGCUUCACCGAGAGGUCGAGUAGUGGAAAGCACAGCAAUCAAUAGUUUUACAAUCGACCAUUACCAGCCCGUUUAAGAAGCAUAUCGCCUUCACGUGAGUCCGUAAAGUUCUUCCUUGACUUGAGCGAAUGAGCAGCACCGUCGCGAUGCAUCACCGAACGACAUCUAUAUGGAGCGUGAUCGGUUGCCUGGCAGUCCUUGCCGGAACCUCCUGGGCAGCGUACGAAAGACCCUCGUACGUUCUGCCCUGUCGGAAAAGUGAUCCAGAAAUUAACAAAUGCAUCAAAAAUUCGUUCAACUACAUCCGGCCGUACAUUGCCAGUGGGUUGGCAGAACUGAAAACUCCCCCUUUGGAACCACUUCGGAUCGAACAGCUCGCUAUGGAGAACAACGCCGGAGCGGUGCGGAUCAAGGCUCUCUUCACCGACAUCGUUGCUCACGGUGCGGGCAACUACACCGUCAAGGACGUCCGCAGUGAUGUCAAGAAGCUGAGGAUCGAUUUGAGCUUGGGCAUUCCCAGAGUAGAAACCCGCGGUAAAUACGAGGUCAUCGGCAACGUGCUGCUGCUGCCGGUGCGCUCCAACGGAGAAUUCUGGACAGAGUUCUCUGAUAUCAGUGCCAUCGCCAAGAUCUAUGGUAAGCCGGUGGAACGAGAAGGAGAAUCUUUCAUGAUGAUCGAAAAGAUGAUCGUAGAUUUCACCAUGAAAAAUGCCCGCUUCAAGGUCAAGGACAAUAUCAACACCCAAAAUGUGUUAGGCGAAGCCAUCAACCAGUUCCUGAAUCAGAACGCCAACGAACUUAUUCAGGAGAUGAGACCAGCGGCCUCGCAGAGUAUUGCCAAACUGUUCCGCAAGUUCCUGAACGAUGCGUUCAGCAACAUUCCGAUACGGUUGUGGCUGCUGGAUAACUAAGACCCUGUCGAAUGAUGCGAGUUCGAGUGCGAGAGAAAAAGAUCCCUAGAUCUUUGCUGAAUGUUCGAAUGUUUGUGAAUAGAUGAUAAGAGCUUCUGCCUAGCUGCUAAGUGAUAUUGAUUCAGCGUAGUGAGAAGUACUCUGUUUUCUACAUAGUUGGUCAAUAAUAGCGUCAUACGUUGGAUACGAAAUGAAUAGUAAUUUAAAUUUCUCGAAAACAGACCAAACCAACAAAAAGUUAUUAUUUAUUAAAGAUGUAGUAUUACUGUUGUAAAAUGUGUCUUCUCUAUUAAACUAAUGUUCGUGGUUCUUUGUCGAACGCUGCCUCUCUGAAUUAGACACGAGGGGUAGAAUGAAAAGGAAAACAGAAACGUACAAAAUCUUAUUGCGAAUUAUAAUCGUCUAGCCCGUAAGUUCAAUUUGAAUGUAAAUAUAACUAAAAGUAUUUUAUCGUGUAUUUUUAUAUAAAAUUGUAAAAUCAACACGAGGAAAGCCGAAAUAAAAAAAUAUACGUGAGCAAAAUCAAGGAAA
This is a messenger RNA of Armigeres subalbatus, 1636 nucleotides long. Its product is annotated as protein takeout-like. The record is from RefSeq and is a predicted model, not a curated record. The transcript is spliced from 5 exons. The coding region runs from base 323 to 1105 and encodes 260 amino acids. NCBI's taxonomy places the organism in Eukaryota, Metazoa, Arthropoda, Insecta, Diptera, Culicidae.